Aspergillus versicolor CBS 583.65 is the source of this 1053-nucleotide messenger RNA. RefSeq lists its product as uncharacterized. NCBI's taxonomy places the organism in Eukaryota, Fungi, Ascomycota, Eurotiomycetes, Eurotiales, Aspergillaceae. The record is from RefSeq and is a predicted model, not a curated record. The transcript has a single exon. The coding region runs from base 1 to 1053 and encodes 350 amino acids.
AUGAAUCUUGGCCAAGGCCAGCCCCUCUUUUGCUGGCCUUUUCUCUUUCUUAUAUCCCCCCUCAGCUGCUCAAGGAAUACAAUUAUUAUGCUGGGAUACACGACUCUCUACUCCAGAACCCCUCGCUCUUUCCUCUUCGCUGUCGUCGCCAAUGUCGGUCCCGGCGGCGCCAGCCGCUCCCUUGCCGUGGCCUGCCGCCAGUACCAUGAUGAAUACAACUCACAGAUAUCCUGGGGACGAGUGUACUGUAUGGUAACUGAUAUCCUUGCGCUGACCGAAAUUCUCUCGGAUCCCGCAAACGGCGCGCCGCUGGAGGCUGAGAGGGCGCUCGCGGAGGACUGGUAUCGUCGGUCUCAGGACGACGAGCCUCCAAUUCAUGAGCGGCCCAGCGUGUCCGACACCGCGCAGGCCCCGUUCGUGCCCUGGUACAAGCGGCGGGAGCCAGGGCAACAACAGCCCCCGCUGCCGUGGCGCGAUGAUGCACCAAGCAAGUUUCCCUUCACCGCGACGUGUGUUUUGCUGGCGUUAUUGCGUGAUACUCGUGAUAACCGCACCCGCCCUAGUGAUGUCCAGUUUCAGCCGCUAUCGACGCUGUUCCGGGCUGACUAUAUUGAGUAUGGCCUGGUUAUUCUCGACAUCUCUGACCUCGCCAGCGGGGUCAAGUACGGCAUUGUUGCGUUCCCCAUGAACUAUAUGGCCGAGGUUGAAUACCGCGGCGAGAUGAUCGGCUGGGAUCCAGUCGAAGAUCCCCAGCCGGAAAAGGAACCUGAUGUUGUACUCAUGAGCCCGCGGCCUCGAGAGCUGUUGUCAAUCUCGCAGUGGGUAUCAAAGUAUUACUACUCGUCGGGCCUGGAAGAGGCGUCUUGCAUCCUCAAACUAGAGGAGAUGCCGGUGGCUGGUGCAGUAGCCUUGGAUUGUACGUCUGUUCACCGGGAUAAUUUGUGGGAAGUGGAAUGCUCCUCCAGCAGUGCAGUUUUGCAAUUCCGGUUGCCCUGCUCCUGUGGAAUAAACGGUCAGAACAGGUAUUGGCGAGAAAUAGAAAUGUUCGUCUAG